Molecule: messenger RNA, 840 nt
Organism: Dendronephthya gigantea
Lineage: Eukaryota; Metazoa; Cnidaria; Anthozoa; Malacalcyonacea; Nephtheidae
Product: E3 ubiquitin-protein ligase NRDP1-like
Exons: 2
Coding region: 5-571 (188 amino acids)
Source: RefSeq, a predicted model, not a curated record
AGUGAUGGUUGAGGGAUAUAGCGAACGUCGGUUUCAAGAAACAGUAAGAGCGGAGUUGAUGUGUAAUAUCUGUUUUGGUGUGUUGAGAAACCCCAGGUUAUGCGAAGCAGAAGAACAUCAAUUUUGUUUAGGCUGCAUAACCAGAUGUUUGGCCGAAUCAAACAACUGCCCAGUUUGUCAGACCCGACUUACUGUGGCAACGCUGAAACCUCUUGGCCGUUUCUGGUUGAGAGCUUGGUCAGAGCUUAGAAUCAACUGUGAAUACUACAAUCAAGGCUGUCCUGAACAAAUUCCGCUUGGAAGUUUGCACGUCCACGUGGAUUGUUGUCCUUUCCGUCCGUGUGAAAAAUGUGGCGCGCAAACAAUUGAUGAAGAUGGUAGCAACGUCCACGACCAAGAUAUCUGUGAGUUUGGUACCACUGUUAGGGAGAAUUUUCGAGAUGUCAAAAUCAUUGAAGAAAAAUUGGAAGAUGAGUUUGCUUCUCACAAUCGAAAAGGAAGAAAAUUCGAUGAGAAAAUAGAGGAAUUAGAAAAAAAAUUGGAGAGCACACCUCUCAUGAAAUUAGCAUGAUGUUCACUGACAAAGGGAUCUUGUGUAGGGGAAUAAUUUUUGUGUCCCGGGUAUUACCUAUGGAUUACUUUUUCCACCCGGCGACUGAGUCACAAAGCAAAGAUAACAGUCGAUAUUGAGCGUAAGGAAUUUAGUCCCGAAAGGUUUGCACAUUCAUUUUUCGCACGUUGUAAGGGGAUGUAACAAUAAUUCACAAAUAUUCCUGAGUUUGUUAUGAGCAGAAAAUAUGCUUUAACGGACUUGGUGCCGUGUGAGAAAAUUGGAAAAUU